CGCCUCUGUCAGCAUAGACAGCGACAGAAUUCGACACGGCUGGAAACAUGAUGUUCACCUGCUACCCUAGCUCUCAAGAAAUAUAUAUUUAGGGACAACCCACUGGGCAAACACUGGUUGAAUCAACGUUAUUGUUUCCACGUAUUUUCAACGUUGAACCAACGUGGAAUAUAUGAUGAAUUGACAUCAGUACCCAGCGGGAAGGCUAAGUUCCAGAACGCACUGAGAACUGUCAAGUCAAGCCGUUUGCUUUCAUUUCCAUAUUAUGAAAGACAAUAGCGCCGGCAGCAGUGCUUAUUACUGCGCAUUUGAGUUGUGCGCCAUUCGGGUCACUGAAUCUCUUUUUGACUUUCUAUUAUGACGAGUCGCCGACGACAUCACAACGGAACGCACCUCAGCAGUAGAUGAUGGUUAAAGCUAUGUAAAAUAUUCCCAUUCUCGUCGGGUAAAGCGAUGCCUAGGCUACUGACAGAGAACCAUGAUUUGCAGAGGAUAUAUUUUGGAUAGUCUACUUUGCGAGAGCAAGAGUGUGUGGUUGUCUGUCAAGCACGGAGUCGCUUUGGCGCGCUAAAGCAUCGUGGAUAAGAUGAUUGUCAGUUAUUUCACGUAGCGAAGCGAACACCAAACAAAACCCACAGCUACAAAAUUCCACAUUUGUAGCGGAUUUCAGAAAGACGGGUAGGGUGCGCGCCCACCGGUUGCUGUGAUGAAACCCUCUCCAGGCAACGGGGUGAACCUCCAGACUCAUCGAGAAGAAUUGGUGUCCAACGGAGGCUGCGGAAUGUCAGACACCGUGACAGCUGUCCAAACCAACACUGGUCCCGGAUCCCCCAUGACUGACAAGCCGGGUGCAGGAGGAGAUACAGACGCCAAAGGAAUCCCGCGGCGGAGCAGUAUUAUCAAGGAUGGUUCUCGUGCUGGUCGUGAGAGGAAGAAGACGGUCUCCUUCAGCAGCAGUCUCUCUGAGAGGAAGAUCAGCAGCGCUGCAGACUGCAUCAGUGCUAUGGUGGUGAGGGGUACUGAGCUGCGGAAAGUGCGCUCCAACUCACGAGUCUACCAACGCUACUACCUGCUGGAGUCAAGUCUGCAGGCCCUGCGAUGGGAGCCCUCCAAGAAGGAGUCAGAUAAGGCCCGCAUCGCUGUCUCCUCCAUCAGAGAGGUCCGCACCGGCCGCAACACAGAGACAUUUAGGACCAACGGCAUCUAUGACCAGAUCUCUGAGGACUGUGCCUUCUCGAUCAUCUACGGAGAGACCUAUGAAGCUCUGGACCUGGUAGCUAACUCUGCAGAGGUUGCCAACGUUUGGGUAACUGGCCUGAGGUAUCUGAUUCUGUAUGGGAAGCGUGCCAUGGAUAUGAUAGCCAGCAGUGAGGACAGCCUUCGUCUCAUCUGGCUAGCAGAGAUGUUCUCCUCUAAGGUUGUUUCAAAUGGACUCGGUGGAAGAGAGGAGGAGGGGAUCAGUUUGCGGUCGGCGGUAGGACUGAUCAAGAGUGUUAACCCUGGAGUGAGGAGUGGGAAAGUAGAACGCAGGUUUAAGGAGCUCCAUCGAAUCAAAGAGAGGACGAGGGGGGCUCGGACAACUGGAGUUGGAACUGAUGUUGGGGCUGUGGCUCUACCUGAAGCAAUGGUUGGGACUUCAGUUGUAGCUGGAGCUGGGACUGGUUCUGGGGAUGGAAUUGAGAUGGUCGGUAUAGGAGAUGUGACUGGGACUAGAACUGAGGUGGUGGGUAAAGGAGAUGUGACUGGGACUAGAACUGAGGUGGUCGGUAUUGGAGAUGGGGCUGGGACUAGAACUGAGGUGGUCGGUACAGGAGAUGUGACUGGGACUAGAACUGAGGUGAUCGGUAAAGGAGAUGUGACUGGGACUAGAACUGAGGUGGUCGGUAUAGGAGAUGUGACUGGGACUAGAACUGAGGUGGUGGCUAAAGGUAACACAGACAACAGAAGAGGAGAAAUAGAGGACAGGGUCACCAAGGAGGAGUUCAUUGAGGUAUUUCACGAACUUUGCACCCGACCGGAGAUCUACUUCCUCCUUGUGCAGUUCUCUAGCAACAAGGAGUUCCUGGAUACCAAGGAUCUGAUGAAGUUCCUGGAGGCUGAGCAGGGCGUGGCUCAGGUGACUGAAGACACCAGUCUGGAGCUCAUCCAAUCCCACGAGCCGUCGGAGGAGGGCCGUCGCCAGGGCUGCCUCUCAUUGGACGGUUUCACCAGCUAUCUUAUGUCCCUGGAGUGCCACUUGUUUGACCCGGAGCACAGCCAGAUGUGCCAGGACAUGAGCCAACCCUUAUCUCACUACUACAUCAACUCGUCCCACAACACCUACCUCAUCGAGGACCAGUUCAGGGGGCCCUCUGACAUCACCGGCUACAUCCGGGCUUUAAAGAUGGGCUGCAGGUGUGUGGAGGUGGACGUGUGGGACGGCCCUGAUGACGAACCCGUGGUUUAUACUGGUUACACCCUUACCUCGCCUGUCCUGUUCCGCUGUGUCCUGGACGUGAUUGGGUGCUUUUCAUUCACAGCGUCAGAGUGUCCUCUAAUCCUGUGCUUGGAGAACCACUGCUCCCCCUGCCAGCAGAGAGUCAUGCUCCAGCACCUGAGGAGGAUACUAGGGGAGAGGUUGUACACGGGGCCCCUCGGGGAAGGGGAGGGGUACCUGCCCUCGCCCCAUGCCCUGAGGGGCAAGAUCCUGCUGAAGGGGCAGAAGUUGAAGGAGGGGUGUGGUGAGACGGAGGGGGAUGUGACUGAUGAAGACGAGGGGGCGGAGAUGUGCCAGAGGAUGAAGGCUGGUAACAGUGAAGGAGGAGGGGAGGGGAGACAGAAAGGUGGUGGGGGGGGUGUUACUAGUAGCGUGAAAACCCUGACCCCUCCUACCACCCCUAAACGGUUCCAGCUCCUUAAGGAGCUCUCGGACUUGGUGACUCUGUGCAAGUCAGUACGUUUCACAGACUUCCAGAAGUCUUUCUCAACCCAGAAACCCUGGGAGUUCUGCUCGUUCAACGAGACCCUAGCGGUGCGCUGCGCCAGCGAGCGCCCGGGAGACUUUGUCAACUACAACAAGCGCUUCCUGUCGCGGGUCUACCCCAGCGCCAUGCGCAUCGACUCCAGCAACAUGAACCCACAGGACCUGUGGAAGUGUGGUUGCCAGAUUGUGGCUAUGAACUACCAGACACCCGGGUUGAUGAUGGACCUUAACAUCGCCUGGUUCCGCCAGAACGGGAAUUGUGGGUAUGUGCUGCGACCCACCAUCAUGCGACAGGAGGUUUCAUAUUUCAGCGCCAAUACAAGAGAAUCUGUGCCGGGUGUGUCCCCUCAGCUGCUCCAUGUUAAGGUGAUCAGUGGUCAGAACUUGCCCCGUCCGUGUGGUUCUGGAGCUAAAGGAGAUGUGGUGGACCCAUAUGUCUACGUGGAGAUCCAUGGUAUCCCUGCCGACUGUGCCGAGCGCCGCACCCGCACGGUGGUGGAGAACGGAGACAACCCCAUCUUCGACGAAAGCUUUGAGUUCCAGAUCAACCUGCCCGAGCUGGCCAUGGUGCGCUUCGUGGUGCUUGAUGAUGAAUUCAUAGGGGACGAGUUCAUAGGUCAGUAUACCAUUCCCCUGGAGUGCUUACAGCCAGGCUACCGGCACGUACCAUUACAGUCUCUGAUGGGGGAGGACCUCCCGUACGCCCGGCUGUUCGUCCAUGUGGCUCUCACCAACCGGAGAGGAGGGGGCAAGUCCCACAAGCGGGGGCUGUCUGUGCGAAAGGCGAGGCGAGGGAGGGAGUACGCUGCACUCAGGGACCUGGGGGUCAAAGCCUUGGAUGAUGUUUUCAAAAUGGCGGCUCCGUCAUUGAAGGAAGCCACAGACAUGCGGGAGAACAUGCAGAACUCGGUGGCAGUUUUCAGGGAUCUGUGUGGGGUGUCAGCGGUGGCUAACCUCAUGCAGUGUGUGUUGGCUCUGGGGGCCCGUGUUUCUGGCGCUGACGGGGCCCCCCUGCUGCUGUUUGAGCUGAAGGAGCAGUACCCCUCCAUGGAGUCUCAGGGGCCCCUGCCGGACGUCCUACGCAGGGUGGUGUCCACUUAUGAAAUGAUGAUCCAGGCGAGCAGAGCGGUGAUCGAGCUGUCAGACGGAGUCUACGACAGGAUCCUACAGAUACAGACAACAGCCAUGGAGUUCCAUGAGAAGUUAAAGCCCAUGGCAGUGAAGGAGGGGCUUAAAGGUCGUAAGGUCACCAGAGCUGUGGAGAGUUUCAGCUGGAACAUCACAAUACUGAAGGGGCAGGCAGACCUGCUGAAACAGGCUAAGACGGAGGUACAGGAGAACAUAAAGCAGGUCCACUACGCUGCCCUGACCUCUAACCUCAGUAAGGGCGGGACAGGAGAGACAAGCCACACUCGGCGCAGCCUGGACGCACUUCCUUCAAUGUCGGGUACAGCUCCGGCAAGUUUCCCUUAGUCACAGACAGGUCUAGGAACAGUUUUACCUGUCUAAAAGUAUAUAUUGAACCAUAAGGGGGAAAUGUAAAAACUGACCGUAGGUCCGUUUCUAAUGGCACAAUCGUCCUAUUCUGAGGAUUGUCAGGGUGAUAAGAAGUUGCUACAUACGUUCUAUAGUGAUAGGCUCCUUCUGCAUCUCACCCGGGGGGCUGCUGAAGAUUAGUCUGCCAUUUUCUCCAGACAACGAUGAGGAAGAAGGAGGAUGGACUCAGUUGAAGAGAAAAACUGUUAUAGCACUGCCAAGAGGGAGGAGUAAUGUCAAAGACACUGGAGACAGGAAUGUAGAGAGGAAUGAAGGAAUGAGGUCUGAGAGAAAGAGACAAUCAGACUGCCCUGUCCCCUACUUUGUAUGCAGCUAUAAAUAAGAAAUGUUUAAUCCUGCUCUCUAUGGGGCCGAUUCAGACCCGAGUUAUGCACUUGUAAAUGGAACUUAAUUCCCUUUUUAUGCGCUUUUCUUUAAAACGUAUUCUGACCUUGAAUUUAAAAAAAUGUUUCAGCCAGCUAUUCUUUCAGAGUGGAGAUCAGAGAAAUUAAUACAUUUAAAAAACUGAAAUAUCACAUUUACAUAAGUAUUCAGACCCUUUACUCAGUACUUUUUGAAGCAUCUUUGGCAGUGAUUCCAGCUGCAAGUCUUCUUGGAAGGGGAACCUUCACCCCAGUCUGAGGUCCUGAGCGCUCUGGAGCGGGUUUUCAUCAAGGAUCUCUCUAUGCUUUGCUCCAUUCAUCUUUCCCUCGAACCUGACUAGUCUCCCAGUCCCUGCAGCUGAUAAACAUACCCACAGCAUGAUGCUGCCACCACGUGCUUCACCGUAGAGAUGGUGCCAGGUUUCCUUCAGACUUGAAGCUUGGCAUUCAGGCCAAAGAGUUCAAUCUUGGUUUCAUCAGCCCAGAGAAUCUUGUUUUUGAGCCUUUUGGCAAACUCCAAGUGGGCUGUCAUAUGUCUUGCACUGAGGAGUGGGCACUCUAGCAUAAAGGCCUGAUUGGUGGAGUGCUGCAGAGAUGGUUGUCCUUCUGGAAGGUUCUCCCAUCUCCUCAGAAGAACUCUAGAGCUCUAUCAGAUUGACCAUCAGGUUCUUGGUCACCUCCCUGACCAAGUCCCAUCUCCCCCGAUUGCUCAGUUUGGCUGGGCAAGCCAGCUCUCGGAAGAGCCUCUGUGGUUCUAAACUUCUUCCAUUUAAGAAUGAUGGAGGCCACUGUGUUCUUGGGGACCUUCAAUGCUGCAGACAUUUUUUGGUACCCUUCCCCAGAUCUGUGCCUCGACACAAUCCAUUCUUGGAACUCUACGGACAAUUCCUUUGAUCUCAUGGCUUGGUUUUUGCUCUGACAUGCACUGUCAACUGUGGGACAUUAUAUAGACAGGUGUGUGCCUUUCCAAAUCAUGUCCAAUCAAUUUAAUUUACCACAAGUGGACUUCAAUCAAGUUGUAGAAACAUAUAAUGGAUGAUCAAUGGAAACUCCACCUGAGCUCAAUUUCGAGUCUCAUAGCAAAGGGUAUGAAUACUUACGUAAAUAAGGUUUAUUUUUUUAAUACAUUUGCAAAAAUGUAUAAAAACCUGUUCGCUUUAUCAUUGUGAGGUAUUGUGUGUAGUUUGAAGAUCUUUUUUAUUUAAUCCAUUUUAGUAUAAGUCUGUAAUGUAACUACAUGUGGAAGAAGUCAAGGGGUCUGAAUACUUUGCGAAGGCACUGUGUGCUGUAUUCUUACCUUAAUUCCACCAACUUUACGUACGAGGAAAGGAUGGUUAAGGUCGAGCAACCUGUCGGUUCCAGGUGGAACAUCUACUUCAUUCUUUCCCGAUACAAAUAACACCAUUCUCCACACACUGUAAUUUACAAAUUGAUAAGAAAUAUUGAUUUGGUCUAGGUAAAUGAGUAAACCAUUUGGAUAAGGGGAUAGUAAAUAUAAAUUACAAUUGUUUAGAACUAUUUUACCUUGAUGACUCCAGAUGAAUGGGAAACCAGUCAUAUGUCAGUAAACUGAAGCAUAACAUGUCAACUUUUACACAGUGAAUUUGAUGAAAUGCUGGCCUUAACUUGCAGGGAUGAAAUGCAGAGACUCAAGCUGUAGGUUGAUAAUAGCAUAGCGCCAAACCUACCGAGUUGAUUUAUAGAAUGUUUUAAUUAUAUGCCCCGACUUCUCACCGUAUUUUUUUACAAUUUGUAUUCUGUUAAAUAUAGCCACCGUCCAUUUUACCCACAUACAUUUAUAACCACUAUUUUUGAUUCACCAAUAUAUUUUGUGCAUAAAAGCCAUCCAAACGUACUUUUUUUUAUUUUUCAGAAAUACUUUCCUAACCCUAAACAAUAUACAAUGAUCUGAGUAUUUUUAAAUCUACCAAUUGGUGCUGAAAAGGAGAUGUGUAUUUACAUGGCUUUCUUUCAUUAAUGCCUAAUAUUCUGAACAGUUCUUUCCAUAUAUUGUCUGCUGAGAAAAUUCUAAUUAAAAGGUACGCACAAUUUUAAGGGGUGGCUUCAGAUAAAUGUACUGAAAACUCCACAAGAAAAUCUGUUGGUCAGCCAGUGGAAAGAUUUUCAGCUGUGUAAUUACAUUUAUUCGCUCGCGUAAGGGAACCACACCUGCAAAGCCAAUUACGCACCUACAUAAGGUAAGUCUGAAUACCAACUACUGACGAGUAGGAAAGGGGUGCGUGCAUUUCCUAAGUCUGAAUCGGGCCCUAUGUGCAAUGUUUGUUACUCUUGGUUUGUGUUUAUUUUGGGGGGAGUGAAGAGGGUUCAGGGUCAUGAAACUAUAGUCUCUUCAGAAAGUAUUGACACCCCUUGAUUUUUUUCACCAUUUUGUUGCGUUACAGCCUCUACUUAAAAUGGUUCUCCUUCCAUGGCACUUAGACCACUGUUUUGUUAUGGUGUUGUCACAUUACGCUAUUUUAAUAUCUGGUUUUAUCCUCAUUGAGUAAAAUAUUACUGCAUUUUUACAAAA
Oncorhynchus keta (chum salmon) is the source of this 7411-nucleotide messenger RNA. Its product is annotated as inactive phospholipase C-like protein 2. Bases 707 to 4435 code for a protein of 1242 amino acids. The record is from RefSeq and is a predicted model, not a curated record. Lineage: Eukaryota; Metazoa; Chordata; Actinopteri; Salmoniformes; Salmonidae. Gene Ontology annotation, biological process: intracellular signal transduction; lipid metabolic process. Gene Ontology annotation, molecular function: phosphatidylinositol-4,5-bisphosphate phospholipase C activity. The transcript has 12 exons.